This is a messenger RNA of Drosophila rhopaloa, 4305 nucleotides long. RefSeq lists its product as uncharacterized. The transcript is spliced from 4 exons. Gene Ontology annotation, biological process: DNA integration. NCBI's taxonomy places the organism in Eukaryota, Metazoa, Arthropoda, Insecta, Diptera, Drosophilidae. Gene Ontology annotation, molecular function: nucleic acid binding. The record is from RefSeq and is a predicted model, not a curated record. Bases 1 to 4305 code for a protein of 1434 amino acids.
AUGAAACCUGAGUCGGCUGAUUUGGACAAGUUGGUGAAUCUGCAAUCAGAUCGUCACCAAGCUCUCAGGCUGGACCAAGUGGAGGAAUUACUGAACGCUUUUCGGGAGACGCACUCGGUGAUCGUUAAUUUGGAUGGAUUUAGUGAUUCAAGUUACGCCACGAAGAAUUUCCAAUCAGAAUUCGAGGAGCGUUAUAUGGACGCUUAUUGCGCUCUCGCCGAAGACUUCGACAGGCUUGGACCAGAAAAUACUACGCCGACAGCAGCCGCCGGGAACGCCGACCCGGAGUUGCGAGUAAACAUGCCGCAAAUGUCGGUGCCUAAAUUUUCCGGUGCGUGUGUGGACUGGCCUGGCUACUACGACGCCUUCACAAGUCUAAUUCAUAACAACAACAAUUUGAGCAAUGUCCAAAGAUUGCACUUUCUUAAGGAGUCGUUGCCCAUAAGUCGUGAUAAUGACAUUCGUCAGAUGCAGCUCACGGAUGUAAAUUAUGCAGUGGCUUGGGGAAUGAUGAUCAAAAGAUUGCAAAAGGACAGCACCGACUCUCUGCGGUCGAUGCUAAGCACGGUCAAUGUUUGCCUAGCUGCCUUCCGCCGCGUUCAAGCCUUGGGCGGGGAAUCGCAGCACUGGUUGGCGCAUUACAUAGCAUCGAAGCUGCCCAAGGAGACCCACAACGCUUGGGAGCACCACCAAGAUGUUGAUUCCGCAUAUGUGCUCAAUUCCGUAACAUCCGGCCUCCCCAGUCUCAGCUUCUCGCCGAAGCGAUGGGAUCACAUCCAAGGGCUCCCGUUGGCUGAUCCAAAUUAUUACAGAUCGAAACGAGUUGAUCUCAUCUUGGGAGUGGACCUGUUGGCACAAAUCAUGUUGCCAGACACGAAGAUUGGAUUGCCCGACGAACCCAUAGCUCAAAAUACCCGUUUGGGAUGGAUACUAUCGGGGCGAGCGGAAGGAGUUAUAAAAUCUUCCGAACUACGCUGUCAUCGAGUAACUUUGGACACGGAGUCAUUGCUCAAACGAUUUUGUGAAGUCGAGUCGGUUCCUGAUCGUUCUACGGAAACGGAGGAGGAUACAUGGUGCGAAACAUUUUUCCAGGAAACACAUGCACGUCGAUCGGAUGGCCGCUACGUAGUACGAUUGCCCUUUAAAACAUAUUUGGAUCCAACAAUGGUAUUGGGGAGAUCUCAUCAAAUGGCGCUGAAUCGGUUUAUUCAAUUGGAAAGGCGUCUGUCGAACAACCCGGGGCGGUGGAACAAAUAUGCGGAGGAAAUCGAGGAGUACUUUUCGCUUGAGCAAAUAGCGCCUGCUGUGGGCAGUGAGAGCAGUCUAAUGAAGCGCACAUCUUCGAAUAUGCAUGUAGCUUCAUGCGUGCUUCCGCACCAUGCGGUCUUCAAGGAGGAACUCCAUUCGAUCAAACAAAGAAUCGUAUUCGAUGCCUCCUCAAGAACUAGUAACGGGAGAUCAUUGAACGAUAUACUUUGUAUCGGACCCACUUUGCAGAACGACAUGUCAUCGGUUAUACUCAACUGGCGGAAAUAUCGUUUUGUUUUCACGGCGGAUAUACAGAAGAUGUAUCGCUGCAUAGAUGUUCACCCAGAAGACGCCCAAUAUCAGCGGAUUUUAUGGCGGGCGGCGGAUAGAGCCAUCAAUGUUUUUGCGUUAUCGACAUUGACCUUUGGGACGGCUUCAGCACCGUUCACAGCUAUCAGAGUUAUUCAACAGCUGGCAAAGGAUGAACAGCUUUCAUUUCCUAAGGCCAAGGAGGUGCUGAUGAACGAAAUAUAUGUAGACGACAUUCUUUCUGGAGGACAUACUAUAGAGGAGGCAAAGGAUAAGCGGUUGCAGGUAUCGGGUGCUAUAAAAUCCGCACGCAUGGAGUUGCGAAAGUGGGCCAGCAACGAUUCGAGACUUUUGCUCUCGAUUCCGUCAGAGUACCAUUGCACUCAGACCCUGUUAAGUUGGGACACUACAGAUCCCAUUAAGGCUUUAGGAAUGUAUUGGCUGCAAAACAAGGACUGUUUUAAAUACCAGAUCAACUUCGAGAUGCCAGUCAGCUCCACAAAGAGGAUGAUCCUAUCCAGUAUAGCAAGGUUGUUUGACCCGCUGGGUCUCAUUGCGCCGGUCAUCAUCUCGGGAAAACUUAUAUUGAAGGAGGUUACCAUGGCCAAGACAAAGCAGGCAGAUGGCACGCAGACGGUUCUGGACUGGGACGACGCGGUUCCUGAUAAUAUCGCAGAGCGAUGGCGAGUAUUUCGAGACCACUUACUGAGGAUCGGCGAGAUAAGCAUAGAUCGGUGGAUCCAUUACACCCCAUCUUCAAUAUCCUCAGUGCAGAUGCAUGCAUUUUGCGACGGAUCUUCCACGUCUUAUGCAGCCGCUGUGUACCUAAGAGUAGAGCAUCAGGACGGAAGAUGCUAUACAUCUCUGAUGGCUGCAAAAUCAAAGGUUACUCCCACCAAGCCCCUAACUAUACCUCGAACAGAGUUAAGUGGAGCGGUAUUGGCCAUCAAAUUGGUGAGGUGGCUAACUAUGGCUAAGUUUCUGAGCUCCUUGCGGGUCCAGACUUUCUAUUGGACGGAUGCUACAAUUGUGCUGCACUGGUUGCAUGGAGACGUCAAUAAAUGGAAGACCUUUGUUGCGAAUAGAGUCGCCUUCGUUUUGGAUCAUUCCUCGCCAAUUCAGUGGAGGCACGUUAGCACUACCGAGAAUCCAGCGGAUUGCGCUACACGCGGUCUCACUCCCAUCGAGCUAAAGGACUUCGAGCUGUGGUGGCGAGGGCCAGAGUGGCUCGUACGCAAUCAAGACUGUUGGCCAUCGACAGAUUUCGGUCAAAUUGGCAUUAACGACGCUGCUUUAGAGGCAAAGGUGGCAAAAAUGCGAGUUCACCAUGCAGUCCCGCAGCCGUCGUUUCUUGAGAGAUUUUCAACACUCAGCCAGGCUUUACGAGUCACAGCCUACAUCAUGCGCUUCAAGGACAACGCGUCCGGCAAGGUAGACAGGCGCCUUGGGCCCUUAAUCACUGAAGAGCUCGACUACGCUUUAUUAGCCGUCGUGCGUAUCGUACAGCGCGAAUCGUUCGCAACCGACUUGUCUGCAGUAAGGAACUCCAAACGGUUGCCCUCGCGGAGCAAAUUAUUAAAUUUGUCGCCGAUAUUAGAGGAAGGCAUCUUGCGGGUGAGGGGACGACUUCGCCAUUCUAGUUUGUCGCACGAACGUCGUCAUCCGAUAAUCCUGCCAAGCUCUCAUCAUUUCACCGAAUUAGUAAUACGUCACUCUCACUGUCUAACCCUGCACGGAGGCGCGCAGUUGACUUUGGCACACGCGCGUCAGCGUUUUUGGAUCCUGACAGGACGGCAAGCAGUUCGAAGGGUCAUACGGAAAUGCGUUCGCUGCUUCAGAACGCGACCAACUACUACGGCUCAGCUUAUGGGAGACUUGCCCGUUCAUCGAGUCAACCCUCCUAGUCGACCAUUCAUUGCCACUGGUGUCGACUACACAGGCGCAAUAGAGAUUAAAGCAGCGCGUCUACGAGGCACUAGCUUUUACAAGGAAUACAUCGCUGUGUUCAUUUGUCUCGCAACCAAGGCGGUGCAUUUGGAGGCGGUGACAGGUCUCACCACGGAACAUUUUUUGCUGGCUCUGGACAGGUUCACCGGGCGACGAGGAAUGGUUCAGCACCUUUACAGUGACAACGGUACCAACUUUGUUGGUGCAGACAAUGUAAUGAAGACGGUGUACGGUCAGCUUCAAGCGGAUUACGAGAAGCUCAUCGCCCCCAAGCUUGCAUCGCAGCGCACAACAUGGCACUUCAAUCCUCCUCUGUCACCUAACUUUGGUGGGCUUUGGGAGGCCAAUGUAAAGUCGGUUAAACACCAUCUAAAGAGAGUCAUUGCAGAUCGUCGGCUUACCUACGAAGAGUUGUCUACGGUGCUCGUAAGCAUAGAAGCGUGUCUCAACUCAAGGCCGCUUUGUCCUCUCACGGCUGACCCGGACGAUCUAGAAGUGCUCACCCCAGCGCACUUCCUCAUCGGAGACUCAAUGCUGGCGCCGCCGGAAUAUCAACCACAAUCCAGAUCCUUCGCAGAGCAGUUCCUCAUCCAGCAGACGAUGAUACGACAUUUCUGGAAGGCUUGGAGUCGUGACUGGUUAGCGCAUCUUCAGCAAAGGCCAAAGUGGUGUCAGGAGACCGAAAGCUUUCAGCUUAACGACCUUGUCAUUAUCAAGGACGACAGGUUCCCCCAUCGCAAUGGUUGCUCGGGCGUGUUAUGGAGGUGCACCCAGGGACGGACGCACUGGUCCGGGUGGUGA